AUGACGUUGGGACUGGUAAACGCGAAUCCAGUAGUGCAAGCUAAGAAGGAACGUAUCGCUCGUACACUAAAUCAAUACAAAGAUGAUGGCCUUGAUCCUCUCGACAUCUAUGAUAUCCUUUCUUCUUUUUUAAACAUAAGAGAUCCGGAACACCCUUAUUCCUUGGAACAACUAAGUGUUCUGUCUGAAGAUUCCAUCACUCUCGACGACAAUCUCAAUCGCAUCCUGAUAACGUUUACACCGACGAUCCAGCAUUGUAGUAUGGCAACUAUAAUUGGUCUGUGUUUGAGAGCUAAGCUUAAAGAAUGCUUGCCACUCCAUUAUAAGGUUGAUAUCAGAGUGUCUCCUGGUUCUCACGCUGAUGAAGCUUCAGGUAAGGAAGUUAUAUAGCUAUCCACUAGUUUAAGACACCUUAAGUCAUGUGUGCUCUCCUUUUAAACUUCGGCAACUGUAGAGCUUGCAAGAGCUGGAUGAUAUGUUUAUUUCAUAAACUAUGGUUUUUUUGUUAGUAAAGAGUUAAGACUAUAUUUCAACUUUGUAUUCUGUGAAAGUUGAUGUCUUUUUCUCUGAAUUUUAAUGCAUUACUGACAUUUUUUGGUGUUGUUGCAGUCAAUAAACAGCUGAAUGAUAAAGAAAGAGUGAUAGCUGCAUUGGAGAAUCCUAAUCUCCGUCAGCUUGUAGAUGAGUGUAUCCACUCCACUGAGAUGUGAACCAGAGCGUUUUUACUUUCACUCUCUUGUACAAAUUUCAUGUUCAGGAUUAUAUCGUAUGACUAAGAGACCAGACCGCCUUUUGUAUUGCUAAUGUUACAUUUUGGGUUAGUUGAAUGUUGUAUACUGCUUUGGUAAUGAUACAAAACCUUUUAGUCUACUA
Eruca vesicaria subsp. sativa (arugula) is the source of this 873-nucleotide messenger RNA. Lineage: Eukaryota; Viridiplantae; Streptophyta; Magnoliopsida; Brassicales; Brassicaceae. The record is from the annotation of a GenBank genome assembly.